AUGGCCGAUUCCGGUGGCAGGCAAUAUCAAAAUUACCCUCCCGGAUGGGAUUAAUAUGACCAGACGACCGGAAAUUGUUACUACAUAAACUACAUAACCAAAGCGAUGCAACUUGAAGAUCCACGUUCCACACGUUAUCGCCCUUUACAAAAUGAACGGUGCUCCAAUGAAUCUAUAGCCAUGCAUUCUUUCCAUGGACCAGGCGGUUCGCCAUAUCAUGUCUAUCCAACUAAUAAUAUGCCUGCAAUGCGAGCCUUCCAAACACCAAAUUCUAGUCUUCAUCAUAUGUCUACCAGUCCACUGUUGACAUCUUCCAGAACACAAUUGAUCAAUGAUAUGUCUCCAAUACCCGCUCCCAAAACCCAAUUUGCUCAAGCUCCUCGUACAGUCAAUAUGUCGAGACGUUCUACCAUACAGGAAACAUCUUUUACAAAUCAAAUUGAUACCGAUGCGGUGGUUCAUAAAAUACAAAAUAUGUUUCCAACAGCUAGUGAAAAUCAUAUACGAUUACUUCUGAAAAAAUAUAUGAAAACUAUAUUCCCCAAAGCCGAUGAAACUUUAUUACUGGAUGUUUUAGCAAAUGCCGAUAAUAAUGUACAAAAGGCUUCGGAAAAAUUGAUUUCAUUAGGUUAUAUAAAAAAAGAUUUUGCUCCUCCACCAAAACUUACCAAUCGACCACAUAAUGAAAUGAACGGUGGUGUUAAACCAACAAUUGAAGAUGAAAUUAAAAUUAUACCAUUACGUCCGAAAGAGUAUACUGAGGAAGAAAAAGAGGCCAUCAAACUUCAUCUUAAGGAAAAAUAUCCACAAAUAGUUGAUCAUAUAUUGGUAAUGGCUUUGGAAUCGGUUAACUAUGCUGAAGAUCGGGCUAUGCAAAUAUUACAAAUAGUUAAGGAGGAGGAAGAACAGCAAAAACUCCAAAAGACCCCAAAGCUAGCACACACAACAACUUUGGAAUAUAAACAAGAGGAACUUGACGGCUUAGGCAAUAUAUCGGGUCGUGUUAGUAGGCACUCACAUCGAGAUCAAACAGAUGCCGCCACAGACAAACUAUGUAAGGAUUUCAAAUCUUUAAUGGGUCGUAUACAGACAAAUGGUCCCAAUGCCAGUUUAGCAAAAGGAGCAAAUGAAGGUUUAUUGUUAGCCGAUUAUGUCACCUGGAAUGGUGCAAAUCCUGACUUUUGUCAAGGUCAAAGAAAUCUUGCCAAUGGCGCCGAUUCUACCAUGCGCACGGAACGUGCUUAUAAAGCCUAUGGUCAUAAUGCAGAUUUAUGUAAAGGACCUCAAUCAAGUUUGGCCAAGGGUAGUAUUUAUACGCAACAAAAUCCUGCUAACGCCAAUAAAUCAAUCGAUAUUAUAUGCAAUUAGUUUUUUAAUUGUAACAUAAACGAAUUUAUGUAUAAUUUUUUCUUUCCAAAAAAAUAAUAU
Molecule: messenger RNA, 1428 nt
Organism: Lucilia sericata (common green bottle fly)
Lineage: Eukaryota; Metazoa; Arthropoda; Insecta; Diptera; Calliphoridae
Molecular function (GO): ubiquitin binding
Source: RefSeq, a predicted model, not a curated record